Coffea eugenioides is the source of this 1518-nucleotide messenger RNA. Its product is annotated as premnaspirodiene oxygenase-like. The transcript is spliced from 2 exons. Gene Ontology annotation, molecular function: heme binding; oxidoreductase activity, acting on paired donors, with incorporation or reduction of molecular oxygen; iron ion binding. Bases 1 to 1518 code for a protein of 505 amino acids. NCBI's taxonomy places the organism in Eukaryota, Viridiplantae, Streptophyta, Magnoliopsida, Gentianales, Rubiaceae. The record is from RefSeq and is a predicted model, not a curated record.
AUGGAUCUUCCCUUCAACUUCAUUGGCUUCUUUGUUUUACUAUCGUUUGUUUGGAUUUUAGUCAAGGAGUGGAAGAGCUUCAAAGCAGCUCAGAAGCUGCCACCAUCUCCAUGGAAGCUACCUUUGAUUGGAAAUAUGCAUCAUCUGAUAGGUUCCCCACCCCAACAUGCUCUCAGAAGAUUAGCUCAGAAACAUGGAUCCCUUAUGCACCUUCAGCUUGGUGAAAUUUCGUCAAUCGUCAUAUCAUCCCCACGCUUAGCAGAAGAGGUCAUGAAAAAUCAUGAUCUUGCCUUCGCAAGCAGGGCUGAGAUUCUAGUAACCAAGAUCGGAAGAUAUAACUGUUCAGAUGUUGUUUCCUCACCAUAUGGUGAAUACUGGAGACAAAUGCGUAAAAUCUGCACUCUAGAGCUCCUUAGUGCUAAACGUGUCCGAUCGUUUGGCUCUGUUCGAAAAGAUGAGGCUUUUCAUCUUAUUUCAUCAAUCAAGGCUUUGGUUGGCUCUGGGGAACAAAUCAAUUUGUCAGAAUUAGUUUCCUUGUACACAAGUUCCGUGCUUUGCAGAGCAGCAUUUGGGAAAGUAAGCAAAGAUGACCAAAAUGCAUUCUUGCAACUGAUCAAGGAAUCACUACUCCUAUCAAGCGCUUUUGACUUCUCUGAUCUCUUUCCAUCACUCAAAAUUCUUCAUCCCCUCCUUUCAGUAAAGUCUAAAAUGGUGAAUGUCCAUCAUAUGAUAGAUAUGAUGUUGGAUGGCAUAAUUGAUCAGCAUAUUGACGACCAAGGUAGACCAAAAUUGGCAAGUGGUGAAUCCUACCAGGAAGAUUUAAUUGAUGUUCUACUACGACUAAAAGAUGGUGAUAACCUUCAGGUUCCAAUCACCAAAGAUAACAUCAAAGCUGUUCUAAUUGAUAUGUUCGCAGGAGGAACUGAAACUUCGUCAACUACGGUGGAAUGGGCAAUGUCUGAGAUGAUUAGGAGUCCUGAUGUGAUGGCCAAGGCGCAAAAUGAAAUAAGGAAAGCUUUAAAGGGCAAACAAGCAGUUGAAGAAACUGAUAUCCAGCAAGCGAGAUACCUGAAGUUAGUGAUUAAAGAAACUUUAAGGUUACACCCUCCUCUUCCCCAAUUGGUUCCCAGAGAAUGCAGGGAGGAAUGUGAACUUCAUGGAUAUGUCAUCCCUGUGAAAACACGAGUUAUGAUUAAUGCUUGGGCAAUUGGAAGAGACCCUGAGUAUUGGGAUGAUGCUGAUAGUUUCAAACCUGAGAGGUUUGAAAACAGUGCUGCUGAUUUCACGGGAACUCACUUUGAGUAUCUUCCAUUUGGUGCAGGAAGGAGGAUGUGCCCAGGAAUUUCAUUUGGUUUAGCCAAUGUUGAGCUUCCUUUAGCUCUUCUGCUCUAUCAUUUUGAUUGGCAACUUCCGAAUGGCCUCAACUCCAAUGAUUUGGAUAUGACAGAGGCCAUUGGAAUAACUGCAUCAAGAAAAAAUAACCUUUGGUUGCAAGCCAGAUUCGCAGAUGAAUUGUGA